Bactrocera dorsalis (oriental fruit fly) is the source of this 1404-nucleotide messenger RNA. RefSeq lists its product as uncharacterized. The transcript has 3 exons. Lineage: Eukaryota; Metazoa; Arthropoda; Insecta; Diptera; Tephritidae. The coding region runs from base 262 to 1404 and encodes 380 amino acids. The record is from RefSeq and is a predicted model, not a curated record.
UACUAUGUGCGGUGUGAAAAGAAAACAAUUAAGGAAAGUGCUAAAAUGGUUUGGAAGGAAAUAUUGCCUUUUUGGGAAAGAGCACGUAUUCCAACAUUAAACAAAAGAAUAUGUGACGAUAAAUUGGUGAAAUUAUAUGAUGAGUAGAGAACAGUACAGAAAUUUUGUUAAUCUUCGUUUCCUAGUUCUCGUAAAAAGGAAAAUGAUUUCAAUGAUAAUUUGAACAAUUUAUUCGAUAUUGCUCAUGCUGAUGCUUUAGAAAUGAUAGCUAUUCCUGAGGACCGAGACUUUUUAAUUAAACAAAGAGAGCCAGGUCGUGUUGGGAGCAUGAUUUCUAUAGAUCAAUGUCUCGCAAAUAAAGAAAAACGGAAGGCGCAAAGGUUAGAAGAAGAAAAUCGACGCAGAGAGUAUCAAAGAUUGGAAAGCACUCAAGAGUUGAGUGUAGACUAUGAUGUAAGUGAUGAAAGUAAAUGUGAGUCUGAAAAAUCUGUAGAGCAGUUGAUGAUCGUAUCAAACGCCAACGAGCUGAAAAAAAGUGGUAAAAAAAGCUUCAUAGAUGAUAGAAUGCUUGCUUGCAUGGAUGCUGGCAAUAUGUCAACCCCACUCGCAACUCAUUUUAUUAUUGCAACAGCUAAAGCUUUGGGUCGCAAUAUUGAAGAUCUGGUUAUUAAUUGUACAAGUUUGAGAAAACAGCGCAAGGAAUAUCGUCGGCGUCAUGGUACAGAAAUUAUUGAGAAUUUCAAGAUCCCUGAUACAUUUGUGUUACACUGGGACGGUAAACUACUUCCUGCAAUGACUGGAAAGGAAAAAGUAGAACGCCUAGCUAUUGUUUUAACGGCAGAUAAUAUAGACAAAUUAAUUUCCAUUCCAAUUAUUGAAUGUGGAACUGGUGAAGCAAUCGCCCAGUCCAUAUAUAAUUACUUAGAAAAAAUGAAUAUGAUAAAUUCGGUGGAAAUGGUAUGCUUUGACACGACAGCUACAAACACUGGUAAACGUAACGGUGCUGGAAUGUUACUGAAACAAAAAUUGAAACGUAGCUUGUUGUGGUUGCCAUGCAGGCAUCAUAUUGCAGAAAUCAUACUACGAGCUGUAUUUGAAAUAUAUUUUGGAAAAUCUUAUGGCCCGGAAGUUGCCAUAUUUGAACGUUUUUCGCGGGAAUGGAACACUUUCAAUUUAAAAGAUCUUUCAAUUGGAAUCAUGGAUGAAGAAGUGCGACGUGCUAUAAAUGCAGAGGAAUGUGAAGCCAAUAAAGAAUUUUGCAUCAAAAAUAUAGCAAAAGACUACAUUCGCCAUGAUUACAAAGAGCUAUUGCAACUCAUGUUUAUUUUCUUAAGUGGCAGCAUCCCGAACUUUUCCUUCAUGCACCUGGCGCGACGUCACAUGCCAAGUUUAUGUCAAAAGUGA